Trichoderma atroviride IMI 206040 is the source of this 186-nucleotide messenger RNA. NCBI's taxonomy places the organism in Eukaryota, Fungi, Ascomycota, Sordariomycetes, Hypocreales, Hypocreaceae. The record is from RefSeq and is a predicted model, not a curated record.
AAAACAUACAACAGCCGGUGUUCGCCAAUGGUCACCCACUUGACUACUAAUCUGCCGGUUAGUGGCUUGUCUCUGGGGGAGCGGACGGGACCCCGAAUUCUACACUACCUAUGGUCGUAUGUGCCUAUGAUACUCUCGCAGCAGUAUAUAUUACUUAGCUUCAACGUAAAAUCUUUAUGCUAUUAA